Rhizopus microsporus ATCC 52813 is the source of this 2040-nucleotide messenger RNA. Its product is annotated as N-terminal acetyltransferase A, auxiliary subunit. Lineage: Eukaryota; Fungi; Mucoromycota; Mucoromycetes; Mucorales; Rhizopodaceae. The transcript has 9 exons. Gene Ontology annotation, cellular component: NatA complex; cytoplasm. Gene Ontology annotation, molecular function: protein-N-terminal amino-acid acetyltransferase activity; protein binding. The coding region runs from base 1 to 2040 and encodes 679 amino acids. The record is from RefSeq and is a predicted model, not a curated record. Gene Ontology annotation, biological process: N-terminal peptidyl-methionine acetylation.
AUGGCAGCUAAUAGUAAGAGGGAACUUCCUCCUAAAGAAGCAGCCUCAUUUAGAAAUCUUUUGAAAAAUUAUGAGCUUCGUCAAUAUAAGAAAGGUUUAAAGUUGGCUGAAUCUAUUCUCAAGAAAUAUCCUGACCACGGUGAAACCCUGGCCAUGAAAGGCUUAUUUUUGAAUAACCUUGAAAAGAAAGAAGAAGGCUAUGAAUAUGUCAAAAAGGGCCUUCUUAAAGAUUUGACGUCUCAUAUCUGCUGGCACGUAUAUGGUUUAUUAUAUCGAGCUGACAAAAAUUAUGAAGAAGCAGCCAAAUGUUAUGCGAAUGCUUUAAAGUACAACAAGAAUGAUCCCAACAUUCUUCGCGAUUUUGCUAUUCUUCAAACACAGAUGCGUCACUAUGAUGCACUUGUUGAAACUCGUACAAAACUUUUAGAAUCCAAACCCCAAAACCCUCCAUACUGGCUUGGUUUAGCUAUUGCUUACCAGCUUGUCAACAAACCAGAAAAGGCUGUCAAGGUCUUAGAAACAUUUGAAGAAACAAAGAUUCCCGGUAUUACGACCGAUUUUGAAAAAUCUGAGUUGGCAAUGUACCAAAACACCUUGUUGGAAGAAACAGGAAAUUAUCAGGCUGCUCUUGAUCACCUCUUACAGAUAGAACCCAAGGUGACUGACAAGAGAUCGUGGAAGGAAAAGCACGCCUUGUACUUGCUCAAGUUGGAUAAAAAGGAAGAAGCCGAAAUGGCCUAUCGAUUGUUGUUGGACGAGAACCCUCACAACAUCAGUUACGUGACCAGUAUUUUAUCACUAAAGGCUGCAGACAAAGCUAGUAAAAAUGACAUUCUCGCCGAGCUUUUCACUCAAUAUCCUCGCUCGAAGGCAAUCGAACAGUUAAUCCUGGAAUACGCUGAAGGAGAGUCUUUUAAUGUCAAAGCUGAAGCUACACUUCAAAAUGGAUUGAGAAAAGGCAUCCCUUCUUUAUUUGCAUCCAUGAGAAGAUAUUAUGCUAAUGCUGAAAAGCAACGCGUCAUUGAGGAUCUUGUUGUUGGAUACAGUGUUUCAUUGGAAAAGAACGGAACAUUUGGCACAAGCACAGAUAAAGAACCACCAACCGCCUUGUUAUGGUGUUGGUAUUAUCUUGCCAAGCACUAUGAUUACCACCGUCAGUAUGAAAAGGCUCUCGAGACAAUCAACAAGGCUAUUGCACAUACACCCACCGUAGUCGAACUUUACAUGACCAAGGGCAGAAUCUUGAAACAUUCUGGAAAGGUCGAGGAAGCUGCUGAAGUGAUGAACGAAGCUCGUGAAUUAGAUCUUCAGGAUCGCUUUAUCAACUCCAAGUGCGCUAAAUACAUGAUGCGAGCUGGUAGAAUCGAAGAAGCCGAAAAGAUCUUGAAGCUGUUCACACGUAAGGACGUUGAGCCUGUACAAGACUUGACCGAUAUGCAAUGUCAAUGGUUCAUGGUUGAGGAAGGUCAUGCCUAUCUCCGUAAAAAGGAAUACGGCAAAGCUUUAAAGCGAUUCCACUCUAUUGAAAAAAUCUACACAGACUAUUAUGACGAUCAAUUUGAUUUUCACAGCUACUGUCUUCGUAAACUGACACUUCGCGCUUAUGUUAAUGCUUUGAAAUGGGAGGAUAAAAACAAGUUGAAUCCUUUCUAUCUCAAGGCUGCCAAGGAAAAAUUAAAGGAAGAGGCUGCCAAGGCAAAGACAGAUAAAAAAGUGACUGAUUCUGAUCCUGAUGGCGAAAAGUAUGUCAAUACAGAGAAGCCCUUGGAGGAAGCUCUCAGAUUUAUCAAACCAUUGGAACUUUUGGCUCCUGAGUCAGCAGAGGUCAACGCUUUAGGAUUCGAAGUGUACAUUCGUCAAAACAAGCUACUGUUAGCGGUUAAAGCUUUAUCUAAAAUAGCAAAGGUUGACAAGAAAACUUCAUGCUUUGAAAGUAGAAUGGAACGGUUCGAGAAAGCUUACAAGGCACAACAAAAAGAUUUAGAUUCUAAAAUUACUCAAGUUAUCGAUUCCCAACUUGCUGAAAUUCGUAAACUUUAA